Aspergillus candidus is the source of this 1413-nucleotide messenger RNA. RefSeq lists its product as uncharacterized. The transcript is spliced from 3 exons. The record is from RefSeq and is a predicted model, not a curated record. Lineage: Eukaryota; Fungi; Ascomycota; Eurotiomycetes; Eurotiales; Aspergillaceae. Bases 1 to 1413 code for a protein of 470 amino acids.
AUGGAUCCAGACGAAGAACGUGACGCCGCAGAGUCCCUGCUUCUCUUUUCUCAAGACCCAAGAGAGAAUGCCUCUCACAAUACCCAGGAGCGUCCUCCCGUCAUGUCCCACGGAGAAGCUCCUGCUCCAAGCUCUAGGGGUACAAGCUCCGACCCUCCAGGAAACGAAGAAGGGAGAGACACGGGACCCAGGAGAGUGGAGAUGACGCCCGCAAAUGCACUGCAGGCCUACCUGAUCAGACAGCAGAUCCUCGCCGGAAUCCCUCCCCAGCACAUGAUUCCCAUGACGGGCCAGGCUCAGGGCGAUGGAUCGACUCUGUACGCACAAGGAGCUUUUGCGGGCUACGGACCUUCAGCACCUGGAGGUGGAACUGGGCAGCGCAUCGAGGCUCCACACAACGGGUUCGACUUGUUAGAGGCUUUAUGCCGAUGCCUAGAUGUGGCUCAGAUGAUUACCGACUACCUGGACGUGCAGGAUUUGGUCAAUCUGUAUUCCGUCUCCAGAUCCUGCCAAAGCAUGUUCAACCAGAACUACCCGAGGUUUACCCUCCGCCACGCCCGGCUGAAUGCUCCCCAAUCGGCACGUGUAUUCCCGUACCUCUGCUACUACUGGCUCUUCAUCCCGGGAAAGUUUGCUCUGAAUGUCUAUCACCCUGUUAACCGACGUGUAGAGUUGCAUCCGAUACCCACGUUCCGCUGGUUGGCCAUGGUCCGCCACAGGGAAGCAGUCGUGAACGAUAUCGUCCACUUGAUGGAACAAGAGGGCUUCAGGCUGCCCACGCCCUGUACACUGGUCAUCAAAAAGCUGUGGUUCCUCAUGGACAUACCUGACAACCGGCGUCGCGAGUGGACAAUCCAGAAUCGAAGACUGUGGGAGGACAUCGACUUCUUCUUCGCGAUGUUCUUCCUCGUCCAGCUCGACAUUUGUCUGAGAAGGCGGCACAACAAGCCGAACGGCGCUCUUCGGCGUCUCGUCAUGGCGCAGCCCAGUCUGAUGUUCCUGUGGAGAGUUCUCACAAACACUGCGCUGACGAACCAGUUUGAAGUUGUCGACGCUUUCGUCCGAUGGCAGUACACUUUGGAGCAGCGCGAGCCCGGCGUGUAUAUAUUUGGCGUGCCUUCUGAACAGGCGGGGCUGCUCCAGUACGAAGGGUAUCGUCCAACAGACGGAGCACAGAUACUGCAGCGCCCGGACGAACUCGUCGUGCGCGAAAUGGUCAGAAGAGGACUGCAUAUGCAGACUAUGUAUCGUGACAUUUUUCUUCUCGGCAAUACACAGCCCUACACCACUCCUGACUCUAGAGAUGCUACAUGGGACGAGGAAAUGCGUCAAGCAGUUAGAGGCACGGGGGAGGAUUGGAUGGAUUGGGUGAUACUGGAACAGUCCUGGGCGGCAGCAGAAAGGGACGUUUAG